Molecule: messenger RNA, 1842 nt
Organism: Anarrhichthys ocellatus (wolf-eel)
Lineage: Eukaryota; Metazoa; Chordata; Actinopteri; Perciformes; Anarhichadidae
Gene: oser1
Product: oxidative stress responsive serine-rich 1
Exons: 4
Coding region: 388-1542 (384 amino acids)
Biological process (GO): cellular response to hydrogen peroxide
Source: RefSeq, a predicted model, not a curated record
CUGCGACUGUAAACAAGAAGAGAGAAGAAGAGAAGAAGAGUCUCCAUUUAAGCUACAACGUCAGGGCCUUUACGCGUCUGUUGCCCUCUCUUCUUAUUCUUUGGUUUGUAUUCAUUAGUGAGUUAUAUUCCUGCGGUGCUGGGUGUAUCAGCCGUAACACUUUACAUAAUAAAAGGCACAGGUCCGUGUUUUUCUCCGGAGUCGCACAGAGCUAAGCUAACGUUAGCACCUCUAGCCUUUAGCUUUAGCCGUCGUUAGCUUGUCAACAUCCAACGGCCCUGUCGCGAGGGAAACAGCCUUUAUGCCCCGGGUAUAAAGCUCUCUCUCUUUAACGUGACCAGGAUAUCCUGAACCCUGGGAGGCUGGUCGGAGCGGCCUCCUCCCACCAUGGAGGCAGGAGGGAAGGACUGUGAGGAGGAAACUCUGCAGACGGCGUUCAAGAAGCUGAGAGUCGACGCUGAGAGUUUACCCGGAGCUGUGAGUGUGUCGGAGGCCUCGGGUUCCAGAGUGGCGUCUCGCGUUUGUCUCGACGUCAGCGGAGUGAAGCCCAAACUCGGGUGUCCGAAGGACAACUGGCACGGCUGCAUGAGGAAGACUUCCAGAGGAGCAUCCAGAACCCAGCGGCGCCGGCGGUCCAAGUCCCCGAUCCUCCACCCUCCCAAAUUCACCUACUGCAGCACCGCGGCGGCCUCCGCUCUGUCGACCUCUAGCAGCGGCCUGAAGCACCAGCGGCUGGCCGCACCCGAGCCGUCGGAGCCUCGUCACGCCGGCGACGCCGCGGCCGUUCUUCCGUCGUCGGCCCAGAAAGAGCUCUCCUCCUCGGGCACCGCCGGCCACAUCUCCCCGCUGGUUUUUGGAUCUUGCGCUGGCUAUGAGACGCGUGUUGCGGCGGCGGUACAAGAGAUCCCCGUCGCUGUUGCUGCCGCUGCGACGACGACAUCCUCCGAGCAGGACGGAGGAUGCUCUGGAGACCAGUCGAGUGAGGAAGGCGCCCCGGAGAAAAGUGCCUGUGGAGGAGCAGAGUCUUCAGCAGGAGGAGCACCAUCACCACCUCGGACAUCCGCAGAAGCCUCAGACUUCCGAGUGUUGUCCGAGCGCCACGGCGGCGUCUCUGCAGAGGUUCCCCACGUCCCGUGCUCCUGUGCCUGGAAGAAGAAGAAGAAAGAUUCAGAUCCCCUGGAGGAGAUGGGCCAGGGCACCGAAUCCGAGUGCCGGUGUGGGUCCCUCCAUCAGGACUGGAGCGGCGUGGAGGUUUACUCCUUCACGGGGCUCCGCAACGUCAUGUCGGAGAGAGAGAGGAGCCGCGAUGACGACGCUCACAGAACUCUCAGCACCAACAGCAACGCCGCCGCCAUCACCGUAGCUUCGCCGCCGCCUUCAUCGUCUUCAUCGUCUUCGUCGUCGGGUUCCCCUCGCUCGUGUUCGGAGCAGGCGAGGGUCUACGUCGACGACAUCACGAUAGAGGACCUUUCCGGUUACAUGGAGUAUUACCUCUACAUCCCCAAGAAGAUGUCACACAUGGCUGAAAUGAUGUACACUUAAGAAUAAAUAUAAUAUCAUAAUAAAUAAUGAAAUAAUGUCGUGAAACGUGGCCUGGAAGGAACGUCAGUAGAAGAAUGGAUCAGGCAUGAAAGUUGUAGUUUAAAUAUACAACGUUAGCUGGUUUUUAACCCGGGUUACCCCCCCCCAUCAUUUUAUCUACACUGACAGAAACAAAUCUAUUUCUCAUUUGUUUUGACUUGCAGAAAAAAGAUAGUUGCAAACUUGUGAAGCCAAAAGUGUUUUUGACCUGAGAGUCAUUGUCUGGAUAUUAUUUCACUCAAUAAAGUUUGAGUUUGGAAA